Dimorphilus gyrociliatus is the source of this 1751-nucleotide messenger RNA. The record is from the annotation of a GenBank genome assembly. Lineage: Eukaryota; Metazoa; Annelida; Polychaeta; Dinophilidae.
UAUAUGUAUAAAACACAGAUGCUUCCAAUAUACUCACUCAAACACAAAAUACAAAGAUAAUACUUAAUUCAUGGUCGUCUUCUGUAUUGUAGAAAAAAAGAGGGAGAGAAAUAGACCAUUUUGCUGUUUUACACAAACUGUUACCAUUUUUUUAGUAUUGUAUAUGCUUUUAAAAAGAGUAGAUAAUUGAUUAUUUAAAAACGCCAAAAUUACAUAUGUUGUCCUUGAUAGUUUAUUCAAUUUUACAUUAGUACUAUAUAUAACUUUAAAAAUUUCAGUUUCGAACUCUUAAUAGUAAUUUGUUUAUCUAAAAUAUAAUAGAAGAUUGGAAUAUGCAAUUUUACAUGACUUUCUAAAAUAAGCAUCUGUUCUCGACCCAGUUUUUGGUCUUUUUAAAACCUGCAUACACAUCCAAUGUUUCACUGAAUCAGAAAGUAUAGUUAUUGAAGGAAUAUUUCGCUUCAACUUGUAAAGUAUCUGCCCGACCUACCAGUUAUUAAAAUUGGGUUAGGCUUUACGUUCAGGACAAUUCGUUUGUUAACGUCGCGUAGCAGAUUCAUAGCAUCCAUAUCAAUCUGUCAAUCUACUAAUCUACAUUUCUAUUCAACAAAAGUUAACUCACUUGCUAUGAAAGGUAUCCGAGUCGAAGAGUUUGGAGAUCCAUCCGUACUAAAUUACGUUACGGACUUAGAGAUACCAAAACCAACUGGUAGCCAAGUUCUUGUUCGGAUCAAAGCAGUUGGCAUAAAUCCUGUUGAGACAUACAUUCGCAGUGGCACAUAUGCCAGGAAACCCGAUUUGCCUUAUACUCCUGGAACUGAUAGUGCCGGUAUUGUUGAAUCAGUAGGAAAUACUGUAGCAGUAUUAAAACCUGGACAAAGAGUAUACACAACAGCUUCUCUAACUGGUACCUACGCUGAAUAUUGUUUAGUCGAAGAGAAUCAUGUAUAUCCUCUACCUGAAAAUAUCACUUUUGAGCAAGGUGCUUGUUUAUCAAUACCUUACUAUACUGCUCAUAGAGCAAUUUUUCUCAAGGGCGGAGCUAAGCCUGGUCAAAAUAUUUUUAUUCAUGGAGCAAGCGGCGCAGUGGGAUUAGCUGCGUGUCAAAUGGCAGCUGCAAAUGGCCUUAAAGUAUUCGGUACCGCAGGAACUGAAGAAGGAAUUAAAAUAGUCAAACAGAACGGCGCCAUUGAGUGUUUUAAUCAUAGAAAAGAAAAUUAUAUGGAGGAUUUAAUGAAAGCAACCGGUGGCAGAGGAUUCAAUAUCAUCGUUGAAAUGCUUGCAAAUGUGAAUCUUGUAGCGGAUACAACAGUUUUAACAGACGAUGGAAUAAUUCUUAUUGUUGGGAAUCGAGGUAGUUUAGAGUUCAAUCCAAGAUGUUUAAUGCCAAAAGAACUAGCAAUUCGAGGAAUUGCUUUAGCCCAUGGAUCUUUGGUUAGUAAAUUCUUAAAUUAAAUCAAUUUACUAGCUUUCGCUAAUAUUUUAUAAUAUUCGUGUAAUUGUAGGAUGAAAAGAAGGAGGCUGCUAAGUUUUUGGAUGAAGGAAUGAGAAAAAAUUUGCUAAAUCCAAUUGUUUAUAAGACCUUUAAUUUGAAAGAUACUGCAAAAGCUCAUAUUGAAGUUAUAGAACACUCUGGAGGGAGCAAAGGAAAUAUCGUUGUUCAAAUUGAUUGAUUAGAAUAACAAAUAUAUUUUAAUAUUAUUUUUGAUCAGUUUGCUUUUAUUCUUCAUAAAUAAAUAUCUCUGAAAUUG